Molecule: messenger RNA, 1008 nt
Organism: Effrenium voratum
Lineage: Eukaryota; Dinophyceae; Suessiales; Symbiodiniaceae
Source: the annotation of a GenBank genome assembly
AUGGCUACAGCUGCCGCUUUUUUUGUGCUCCUGGCUUUGCCAGUGGCGGCCCACUCCCCUUUGGGGAGCAAUGGCGAGCGUUUUCGCGGCAACAGCCGUAAGCUUUGGGAUUUGGCAGCCCAGGAGAACCACAUUUGGGGCCGCUGCGAUGAGUGGGAUGCCAAAGUGAGCGGAUGUCACCUGAAUUCGCAAAACAAGUGCAGCGAUCGCCUCUCUGCCGGUCCUGCAACGUAUGACCUGGAGAUCACGCUGGGCAACCUGACGCCGUCCACGGCGGAACGCGAGGUACACCUGGCUUGGUGGGCGCCCAGAAAGUCCCAGACCAACUGGAACCCCGUGGAGAACUUGCAAGGCUGCGCGGUCUACAGGUCCAUGCGCUCCGCUUAUCCGGAUUUCAAUGACCCAGACUUCAACGGUGGCAACCUCAAGGUGAGCGAGAGCGGCGAGGUGGUCAUUCGCAUGCAGUCACCGGCAACUUAUUUCGUCACCAGCUGGAUCUCGGUGCCCCACAUCCACCUGCGACUGUGCAGCAAUGACACCUUUGCGCACACCACGCAAGACGCCAUCGUUUUUGCCAAGAACGGGGCUGAGCUCGUCGCCGGAGAGGCAGGCUCAACUCUGCAGAUUCGAAACAUCCAGAACUUCAGCUACUGGCCAAACCCCGGCUCUGGUAAUGUGAGUGAUCGCAACAUUGUCGGUUUUCUGGUUUGGAAGAAGCAGCAGGACGGCUCCGUGACGACAACCGCAUCGCCGGGCCAGCUGGUGGAGGAAAUCAUCGAUGACGAGAUGGCCAACUUCAACUGGGAUGCCUUGGAGUUCUCGCCGAUUUACCAGUGCUUUACUAGCCAACAACUCUUCGACCACUUCACCGCCACCUGUGUGGACCAGUGCAGUGACAGCGCUGAGGUGGCACGUGGCCAAUGUGCCUUGGCAGAAAGCUCUGUCAUGGGUCUGCCAGCUUUCUUGGUCAAGCGAAGCAGGGGCAUCAAGCAAGUUUCUUGUUUCUGA